Molecule: messenger RNA, 927 nt
Organism: Malassezia restricta
Lineage: Eukaryota; Fungi; Basidiomycota; Malasseziomycetes; Malasseziales; Malasseziaceae
Product: 26S proteasome regulatory subunit N11
Exons: 1
Coding region: 1-927 (308 amino acids)
Biological process (GO): protein deubiquitination; proteasome-mediated ubiquitin-dependent protein catabolic process
Cellular component (GO): proteasome regulatory particle, lid subcomplex
Molecular function (GO): protein binding; metallopeptidase activity; proteasome binding
Source: RefSeq, a predicted model, not a curated record
AUGGACUUGCAAGCUCUCUUUCAGCAGGCGCGGUUUGGCUCCACGUCCGCACCACCCACGGACGUGCCGCAGCAAGACAAUGCAGAGACCGUGCACAUAAGCAGCCUUGCGCUUCUCAAGAUGCUCAAGCACGGACGUGCAGGAGUGCCGAUGGAAGUGAUGGGUCUGCUUCUGGGCACCAUUGUCGACGACUAUACCGUAUCGGUGGUGGAUGUGUUUGCGAUGCCUCAGUCAGGCACAGGUGUGAGUGUCGAAGCUGUCGAUCCUGUCUUCCAGACCAAGAUGCUUGAUAUGCUAAAACAGACCGGCCGCUCAGAAGUCGUGGUGGGUUGGUACCAUUCGCAUCCCGGUUUCGGCUGCUGGCUGUCCAGCGUCGAUAUCAACACGCAGCAGUCGUUUGAACAGCUGAAUCCAAGAGCUGUGGCUAUUGUCGUUGACCCGAUCGAGUCGGUCAAAGGCAAGGUCGUGAUUGACGCAUUCCGUCUCAUCAACCCAUCGACCGUGAUGCUGGGCCAAGAGCCGCGCCAGACCACGUCGAAUAUCGGACACCUCAACAAACCCUCGAUCCAGUCGCUCAUUCAUGGCUUGAAUCGCCACUACUACUCGAUUGCCAUUGGCUAUCGAAAAACGCAGCUCGAGCAGGCCAUGUUGGGCAACUUGCACAAGCGCAACUGGACCGAUGGUCUCAAACUCGCCGACUUCCAAGAACACCAGCACACAAAUCAGGGCGCCGUCAAGCGCAUGCUUUCACUCGCCGAAGAGUACCAAAAGUCUGUCAAAGAAGAGGCCAAGCUCACGCCCGAACAGAUCAAGACACACUAUGUCGGCAAGCAGGAUCCCAAGCGGCAUCUCGAAGAUGCUGUCGAGUCGUCGAUGAGCAACCAAAUUGUACAGAGCUUAGGUACCAUGAUUCUUGCAGAGCUCUAG